This is a messenger RNA of Salvelinus fontinalis (brook trout), 10418 nucleotides long. RefSeq names its product interferon-induced very large GTPase 1-like. The record is from RefSeq and is a predicted model, not a curated record. NCBI's taxonomy places the organism in Eukaryota, Metazoa, Chordata, Actinopteri, Salmoniformes, Salmonidae. Gene Ontology annotation, molecular function: protein binding; GTP binding.
CUGUAGGUCCCCAACUCAGCAGGCAGACAAAGCCCGUCCAUCAAGACUGCUGCAGCCCGUCCAUCUUUAGGUGGUAGGAUUCCCCACCAGGUGGAGUUAUAGUGAUGGAGAAGCCUGAUGAUGAGGAGUUACCAGGUUCAACGGGUGGUGAAGGGGACGGAAAUGACACUACACCCGUUCACAGCACAGGCCCACCUGAUAGCACACCAGAUAUUGUAGCAAUGCUACAGGGCUUCAUGUUGAAUCAACAGCAGUCAAUGCAAGCUGUGCAGCAGCAGAUCAGCCAGCUACAGGAGGAGGUGCAGAAAGGAAAGACAAAGCAACUGUGUGUUGUGACCCCUCUGGCAGCAGCAAACCCAGACACUUUGACAAGACCAGCUCCUCAGUCACCAGCAGAGGUAUUAAGUGAACACCUUGACAAGGAGGAGGAAGCAGAGAGGAACUUUCAAGAGAAAGAGCCACUGACACAAGCCAGAGAUGAGUCAAAACCAGAGGAGGAUGGUUCUUCAGGAGAAAACAUCGAAACAACCCAAGUACUUCCUGCUCCAGACCAGCUGACUGUUGACUCAGUGGACACCACAUCAGCUGCUGUUAGCUGGAACAAGCCACCAGGAUUGGACCAAACCCAACAUCAUUACCAGAUCUCCUACCAGUGUCUAGGGACAGAACCACACAUCACUACCACAUCUUCACACAGCAUCACUCUCUCUGACCUGCAAUGUGGUACUCAGUACUCUAUCAAUGUCUGUACUGUGCUGGAAAAUGGAAAGAAAAGUCAACUGGAGUCAACAACCCUGUUUACAAUACUUCCUGCUCCAGACCAGCUGACUGUUGACUCAGUGGACACCACAUCAGCUGCUGUUAGCUGGAACCAGCCACCAGGAUUGGACCAAACCCAACAUCAUUACCAGAUCUCCUACCACUGUCCAGGGACAGAACCACACAUCACUACCACAUCUUCACACGGCAUCACUCUCUCUGACCUGCAAUGUGGCACUCAGUACUCUGUCACUGUCUGCACUGUGCUGGAAAAUGAAAAGCAAAGUCAACUGGUGUCAAAAACCUUCACCACAAUACUUCCUGCUCCAGACCAGCUGACUGUUGACUCAGUAGACACCACAUCAGCUGCUGUUAGCUGGAACCAGCCACCAGGAUUGGACCAAACCCAACAUCAUUACCAGAUCUCCUACCACUGUCCAGGGACAGAACCACACAUCACUACCACGUCUUCACACAGCAUAACUCUCUCUGACCUGCAAGGUGGUACUCAGUACUCUAUCAAUGUCUGCACUGUGCUGGAAAAUGGAAAGCAAAGUGAACUGGUGUCAACAACCCUCACCACAGUACUUCCUGCUCCAGACCAGCUGACUGUUGACUCAGUGGACACCACAUCAGCUGCUGUUAGCUGGAACCAGCCACCAGGAUUGAAUCAAACCCAACAUCAGUACCAGAUCUCCUACCACUGUCCAGGGACAGAACCACACAUCACUACCGCAUCUUUACCCAGCAUCACUCUCUCUGACCUGCAAGGUGGUACUCAGUACUCUGUCACUGUCUGCACUGUGCUGGAAGAUGGAAAGCAAAGUGAACUGGUGUCAACAACCCUCACCACAGUACUUCCUGCUCCAGACCAGCUGACUGUUGACUCAGUGGACACCACAUCAGCUAUUGUUAGCUGGAACCAGCCACCAGGAUUGAAUCAAACCCAACAUCCGUACCAGAUCUCCUACCACUGUCCAGGGACAGAACCACACAUCACUAUCACAUCUUCACCCAGCAUCACUCUCUCUGACCUGCAAGGUGGUACUCAGUACUCUGUCACUGUCUGCACUGUGCUGGAAGAUGGAAAGCAAAGUGAACUGGUGUCAACAACCCUCACCACAGUACUUCCUGCUCCAGACCAGCUGACUGUUGACUCAGUGGACACCACAUCAGCUGCUGUUAGUUGGAGCCAGCCACCAGGAUUGAACCAAACCCAACAUCAUUACCAGAUCUCCUACCGCUGUCCAGGGACAGAACCACACAUCACUACCACAUCUUCACCCAGCAUCACUCUCUCUGACCUGCAAGGUGGUACUCAGUACUCUGUCACUGUCUGUACGGUGCUGGAAAAUGGAAAGAAAAGUCAACUGGUGUCAACAACCCUCACCACAGAUUCCACUUGGCUUUCAAUGAAAUGGAUUAAGUUGCCUUUCCGCAAUCCAGGCAGAAAGUCAGUUAUUCCUGUUCCAGACCAGCUGACUGUUAACUCAGUGGACACCACAUCAGCUGCUGUUAGCUGGAGUCAGCCACCAGGAUUGGACCAAACCCAACAUAGUUACCAGAUCUCCUACCACUGUCCAGGGAUAAAAUCCCACAACAUUCCCACAUCUUCACCCAGCAUCACUCUCUCUGACCUGCAAGGUGGUACUCAGUACUCUGUCACUGUCUGCACUGUGCUGGAAAAUGGAAAGCUAAGUGAACUGGUGUCAACAACCCUCACAACAAUACUUCCUGCUCCAGACCAGCUGACUGUUGACUCAGUGGACACCACAUCAGCUGCUGUUAGCUGGAACCAGCCACCAGGAUUGGACCAAACCCAACAUCAUUACCAGAUCUCCUACCGCUGUCCAGGGACAGAACCACACAUCACUACCACAUCUUCACACAGCAUCACUCUCUCUGACCUGCAAGGUGGUACUCAGUACUCUGUCACUGUCUGUACGGUGCUGGAAAAUGGAACGAAAAGUGAACGGGUGUCAAGAACCCUCACCACAGUACUUCCUGCUCCAGACCAGCUGACUGUUGAUUGGGUAAGCAUCACAUCAGCUGCUGUUAGCUGGAACCAGCCACCAGGAUUGGAUCAAACCCAACAUCAUUAUCAGAUCUCCUACCACUGUCCAGGGACAGAACCACACACCACUACCACGUCUUCACACAGCAUCACUCUCUCUGACCUGCAAUGUGAUACUCAGUACUCUGUCACUGUCUGCACUGUGCUGGAAAAUGGAAAGAAAAGUCAACUGGUGUCAACAACCCUCACCACAGUACUUCCUGCUCCAGACCAGCUGACUGUUGACUGGGUAAGCAUCACAUCAUCUGCUGUUAUCUGGAGCCAGCCACCAGGAUUGGACCAAACCCAACAUCAUUACCAGAUCUCCUACCACUGUCCAGGGACAGAACCCCACAUCACUACCACAUCUUCACACAGCAUCACUCUCUCUGACCUGCAACGCGAUACUGAAUACUCAGUAACUGUCUGCACUAUGCUGGAAAAUAGAAAGCAAAGUCAACUGGUGUCAACAACCCUCACCACAGUACUUCCUGCUCCAGACCAGCUGACUGUUGACUCAGUGGACACCACAUCAGCUGCUGUUAGCUGGAGCCAGCCACCAGGAUUGGACCAAACCCAACAUCAUUACCAGAUCUCCUACCACUGUCCAGGGACAGAACCACACAUCACUACCACAUCUUCACACAGCAUCACUCUCUCUGACCUGCAACGUGGUACUAAGUACUCUGUCACUGUCUGCACUGUGCUGGAGAAUGGAACGCAAAGUCAACUGGUGUCAACAACCCUCACCACAGGACCUUUUCUCAGGGAGCUGUUGUCAAAGACUGGACUAGAAGAUCAUUAUGAAAACAAGCUGACGUUAAGUUCUGUCCUUGAGAUAAAUGCUGAUACUACAUCAGAUGAACCUCUUACCACUAUGCAGUCACUUCCAGGGGCCUUCCUGAAGAAAUUAAUGAUGGCAAAUGUGAAUGCUAGGAGUGUGAAAUGUCUGACCACUGACCAGGUUUCCUAUUAUGAUGUAGACAACCUGGACACUGACUCUGAUAGCAUCAAUGUAAUUAAUCCACUGGACCUGAUAACUGCCCUGUUUCUGUGCUCAGAUGGUUUCCUGCAGCAGGAGAUGGUCCAGAAAAUGUCCAUGUGUCAGUUUGCUGUUCCUCUCCUGCUGCCCAAAUGUGACACAAAACAAAUCACUUUGAUGCUGUGGGCCUUGAGGGACAUAGUGAGGAAAUUUAGACCCUCUUCCCAAAUGGCCACAAAUGCUUUUGUGGAGGACAGACUUGUUGUCUCUGAUAUUCCUAUGGUGUCCUUUGUUAGGUUAGGAGAGAGCAGCUUGUCCAAGUCUCAGAUUUUGAACAAGUUGCUUAGUAACCCUCAACAGUACCAUGACACAUUUGUUCAUCAUGAUAUGGAAUGUGGAGAUGUCCCUCGGCAAAUCUCAGAUGGUCUGGUUGAAAUCAACUGGUACUUUCCAUGUGGGAACCGAAACAUAGACAUGUUCACUAAGCCUGUGUCUGUUGCCAAUCUCAGAGGAGACAUCAAGUCCUUUGAAACACAGUUCUCCUUUCUGUGUCAAACAUCAGCUGCAGUUUACAUUUUCAUUGAUGAUUUUGAGGCAGAUCUCAAGGUUUUGGAUGGAAAAAUCACAAAAACAGAGUUAUUUCUGGUUGUCAAUUCUCAGAAAGAAACAUUCAGGGUGGACACAUUGAAGAAAAUGAUCACAAACUACAGUAUCAACCCAACAAAUGUGAUUGUGAAGAAGAAGCAGAAUGAUGCAGAAUUUGUCAAAACCCUGCAGUCAUCUGUAGGUGACAUCAUCGAAAAAAGUAAAAACAGAUUGACAAUUGAAAACAUGGCUACCGUGGCUCGUCAGAGUAAGAUUCUGAUUGAUGAAGACAGUGAUGAGUGUCAGAGUGCCAGGAAGAUGGCAGAUAAAAUCACCAGUAACAUCAAAGACACAAUUACAUUCAAAGACCAACAGCUACCCUUACAAGGAACAAUCUGGAAAGAGCUUUCCCAGUUGGAGAAAGAGAGGUGUAGACUGAGGAAAGCAGGGGAUCAAAACAUUGAACACUACAAGAGCUCUCUGAAGAAAAAGGAGAUAGAGCUGAGAAAGAAACAAUAUACAUUUGACAUGUCAGAUGUAAUGGCAAGCUUCAUUUUAGGAAUGUCAAAAUCAGGACCUGAGCGAUCCUAUUUCCUCAAAUGGAUGCGGAUAAAUCUGGACAAUCUCUCACGGCAGAACCUGUCUGGUUUGCGGGACCGGUACAAAAAGCUUUGCCAACAUUCUCAGGAGAAAAAAGACGAAAUUAAAGAUUUGGAUAAGCAAUUAUCUGAUUGUUCCUUGGGUCUUGAACACUUCCUGCGUGAGUUGGGCCAGUUAUAUGAAGCUGCCUGCUCCCUCCCUGAAGACAGUCCUCAAAGGAAACAGAUGGAGCAUCUCCCUGGAUUGUGUGCUCAGAUGCUGUUGGAUGGUUUCCCCAUUGAGCUUGUGGAUGGAGAUGCAUCAAAUAUCCCUCUGAAAUGGAUAUCAGCUGUUCUGACACAGCUUCAUACUCUUGUGGACUCUAACAGCAAGAUCCGAGUUGUUACAGUUUUAGGGGUCCAAAGCACAGGGAAGUCCACUCUCCUCAACACCAUGUUUGGGGUCCAGUUUGCUGUCAGCAGUGGAAGAUGCACCAGAGGGGCCUUCAUACUACUGAUUAAAGUCAACAAAGAACUCAAGGAGGAGUUGAAAUGUGACUUCAUCAUGAUCAUUGACACAGAGGGGUUGAAAUCACCAGAGUUGGCUCAACUAGAUGACAGCUAUGAACAUGACAAUGAACUGGCAACACUGGUGAUAGGACUCAGUGAUGUCACUAUCAUCAACAUCGCCAUGGAGAACUCCACAGAGAUGAAAGACAUUCUACAGAUUGUUGUUCAUGCUUUUAUCAGGAUGAAGGAAGUGGGGAAGAAGCCAGUAUGUCAUUUUGUGCACCAGAAUGUGUCAGACAUGUCUGCUCAUGAUAACAACAUGAGGGACAGGAAGAAGUUGUUGGAACAGUUGAAUGAAAUGACCCAGGCAGCAGCCAGAAUGGAGAAGAAGGAGAAUAUCACCAAGUUCACUGAUGUGAUGGAGUAUGAUCCAGACACAAGCUGCUGCUACAUCCCAGGACUCUGGCAUGGGACUCCCCCGAUGGCUCCAGUCAAUGCAGGCUACAGUGAGGCUGUGUACAACUUCAAGAAGACCUUAAUGAAAGAUUUCAGAAUCUGCCAGAGAAAUGAUGACAUGACACAUUUCCUGAAGUGGACACAAACCUUGUGGGAGGCAGUGAAAUUUGAAAAAUUCAUCUUCAGUUUCAGAAACAGCUUGGUUGCAGAUGCCUACUCCAGAUUAUGCUCUGAGUACAAUGGUUGGGAAUGGGCCUUCCAGAAGGAAAUGUAUAGAUGGAUGAUGAGUAGUGAAACUAAAAUAUCCAAUAUUGGAGUGACAGAUCAACAUCCCCAGAGGUCCAUAAGAGAUGUGCUACAAGACUUAAUUAUAGAAGCAUCUGGGAAACUGUCAGAGGGAGAAAAGGAAAUCCAAGACAAUCUAGUAAAAUACUUUGAAAAACAAGAUGGCCAUGUCAAUCUGGUGGAAAAAUACAAGGAGGAUUUUGUGUCCAGCGCUAAAACACUGAGAAAGGAGAUAGAAAACACGGUGAAGAACAAAUUAAAUGGAUUUGUUGAAAUCAAAGAGGGAAUGACAGAACUGGACAUCAUCAAAAGAUCUCAGACAAGUACAAUGGAAAAGCAAGUUCUGACUCUGCUGCAGAACUGUAGACAGAAAGAAUUUGUUUUAUCAGAUGAGGCCCUCAGUGAAGAGUUUGAAAACAUAUGGAGGAAAACUCUUUCUGAUAUACACUUCAAUGGACUCCCAAGUAGAGAUGUGGCUCAAGAUGCCUUCCUCAUGUUACGUGAUAAUCUGACAACGAGGGGGAGUCAUGUCAACAAGAUGGUGGUUGGAAACAGUCUGGUGGAUUGUGGGAGAAAAGCCUUUGUUGUGGAAUCAGAGAGUUGGUGCCAGCAGGCUAAAAACAUAGCAAAGCACUUGGAUCCCGACCAUCACAGGAAAAAACGACAAGACCUCUGUGAUGACAUCAUAAAACAGUGUCUGGAGUUUAUGACCCAGAGGGUGAAAAGCAAAACUGAUUACCAUGACACUCACAUCAAAGAACUGCUUAGAAUAAUUGACCAAACAUUACAACAACACACACAAGUUAAAGCCAGUGAGGAAUGUGAGGUUUCUCUCAAACAACACAUCUGUGGCAGAGCAGCCAGAGAGUUCCAGAAGAUGCAUGAUGAUUUUAUUGAAGUCAAUGACCCAAGGAAGUGUCUGGAACUGUCUAAGAACAAGUACCUUACUGAGUUCAGAGACUUGUUUCAUAACCGAGACCAGUGCCUAAAGAAAGCUAAGGACUUCACAAAGCUGUGUUUGCAGCCAGCUGUACAGGAUUAUGUGACCAAAAUGAUUGGUCCUGAUGUGGUUGAUGAAGUGAAGACAGGUGAAGGGUCAGAGGAUUACAGCACCCGAGGGGCUUUCCAGUUCUCCAUUUUGAAACAGCUACUGAUGGAUGGAGAAUAUGAGAAAUAUAGAGAGUACAUUAACCAUUAUGAACAGUUUGUGAAGGACUGGCUGUUUGACCAGAUUGUCCAACGACUCUCAAAGGACAACGGUCUGAAGAAACUAGAGAUAAAACAUCUGUCAGAGAUAGUCCAAAUCAUAAUUGCUGCCAUUUCAAAUGUCAGCAAAAAGAAUGUAAAUGAUAUGAAGAUGUUCAUUAACAAUAUUUGCGAUGCUCUUGGAGAGAAGCUUGUCUUUCCCAAAGAUGCUCUGGAUUCCAUUCUCAUGCUUAUUCUUCAAGAUGCAAACACAAAGCAGUUUGCUGUCUACCUCAAAGAGUUUGUGGGAGAAAUGGAGCAGUCACUGGCAGCUGAGUACAACAAGGGAGUGGACAUCAAAGAGAGACUCAGAUCUCUACCAUUCAAGCCUCAUGACGAGAUGUUCACCAGUCUGUUUGGCUGUGGGAAGCAAUGUCCCUUCUGUGGUGUACCCUGUGAAGCAGGGGGGAAAGAGCACAAAAACCACCAUGCCUCCAUUCACCGUUCAGAAGGUAUCAAUGGUUAUAGGGAUCAUUAUUCAAAUAAAUUAGUAAUAGAGAUAUGUUCAUCUCUUGUGGUUAGUGACACAUCAUUCUCCAACACUGAGACUGGAGGAACAUUUCACCCCUACAAGGACUACCAGACAUAUUACCCUGACUGGUUAAUAACUGGAGAUUCCAGCAUUGAGGCUUCAGAUUACUGGAAGUAUGUGAUGGCCACAUUCAAUGAAACAAUCGCUAAAGGCAAACAUGCACUUCCUGCUGAUAUCCCAGAGGACUGGAAGGCAUUAACACGUGAUGAUGCAUUGAAGAGCUUGAAAAAGUCAUUCAACAUGAAAUAAAGUGAAGUUCCAUAAAAAGACUUGUUGACCAGAAACAUGAUUGACGUUUCAUAGACUUAACAACCAGAAAUGACAUUUCACAGAAUCAUCAUAUGUAGAACCAGUCGUCUCAAUAAAGUUUUUGAAAUAAUGUGCAGAUACCCAAUGCAAUUUAGAAAAGAACAACUGCAGCAGGAAAAACACAUUUUCAGAUGCAUUCAUAAACUAUAUAACAUCUUAGGAAUUUACAGAUCAGAUGUUCCAUAGUGAAAUAGCUAACACUUUGAAUAUGAUGUGAAAGGAAUACAACAUUUAACAUCAUCAUGUAGGUGUAAGCAGAGCACUUUAAGCUACAUUCAGAAAUCAUACAGAUAAUAAGAGUAAAUAUGAACACCAACAAGUUAACCAACAGAUUCAGAGUGUUUUACUUGCUAAUGUCCAUAAAUAAACACAACUUUCAUUUACUUGACCAUUUAACCUAUGGCUUGAUAUGCCUUAAUCACAGAUUAAUGAUUGGAAGUGACUGUAUGUUCGUUUAGUGGUAAACGGUUGGCUUGGCUUGGCUUUUGUUUUUGUAAUUUGACCUUUUGCAUUUUAAUCUUAAUGUAAUUUUUAUUGUGAACAAAUCCACAAUUGGCUUGGCUUGGCUUUUCUUUGAAUAAAUCCAUUUGUUUGCAAAAAUUAUAACUAAGAAUAUUUAAAAUGUGUUUAUAUUGGACCACCCCUUAUAAUUUGUUCAAAACGUGGUCAGUUUUGAAGGUAUUUUCCGACGUCCUCAGGACAUGACGUCCAAUUUCGAAGUCCAUCUUGAGCAAUCUGCAUGGAUGAUGAUGAUGAGGAUUUAUAUUUGUUGUUGAUGUUUUUACUUUUGUUGAUGAUGAUUCUAUUUUUGUUAUUGACACGGAUUUUGUUAUUGAUGUUUAUUUUAUUUUAGUAGUUGAUGAUGUGAGAUGGAACUCUGUAGACGGGAGGGAAUGCCUUUCAGUUGGCCAAACUAUUACCAUGAUGAAGACAAAAAAAGUUUAUUUUUUUCUGCAAUGAACGUAUACUGUAGUUUACAGACAUAUUGUGAGAUGAAACAAAAUUUGCUUCCAUUAAUUAAAACAAAAAAUACUUUUUCAUUUUGCAUUAUCUUGUGACUAGAGAUGAUGAAUACAAAUCAAUCAAUUAACAAAACAUGAUUUAUUUUAAAAACUUGAUUUGUUUCCCUUGGAAUCUGUUGUAGGCUAUAACAUUUCAAUCGGGUAUCUACAAAUAAAGGCCCACAAAGUGUGUAUCAAGCGUCUCAAGUAAAGUGCUGAUCUAGGAUCAGGUCCAACCUGUCCAUGUAGUCUUAUUCAAUGUGAUCUAAAAGGCUAAACUGAUCCUGAGUUAGCUCUCUUGCUCUGAGACGCCUGAUACAUUCAGCCCCUGGUAGUAGAGAAAAUAAUAAUUUACCAUUAGAUUGUGAUGUUGGUAUGGCAUCUGUGGAAAUGUAAACAGACCAAAUGCUUAAAAACCCCUCUUCUCCUUGUCUUGUCCCCUGAAUCUGCACUGAUUGGCAGAUCAGUGAAGGAGAGGACUGAAUUUCAGAGGACUGAGAAAGAGCCAAAGUGUAUAAGGGUAGUCUUGUGUGUUGAGUAAAACAACUAGUCCUUGGUACUAUAUUUAACCUAUAGGUAUUCUCAAUUAUUAUAAUCCAAUAUAUACCCAAUAUAUUUAUCCAGUAUAUUCUAUAUAUUAUAUGUAUGCACUGUGUGAAUCAGUAGAAUGUAUAUACUGUGUUGGGAUCCUCACUCCUGUUCAGAAGUCAGAAACAACACUUAAAAAGGUCACAGACAAGCUGACAGAGAAAUUCCUCUAGCUGCUCAUUCUGGACCAGUGAAUACACUGACCAAGACAUUCUGAAACCUGAGUUGUUGACCAGAUCAAACCAUGUAUUUUUAAGUAUCAUGACAGUGCUCUUAGCACCAUGUUACCUGUCUGUUAAACAUGUUUAUGCCAUAUUUGGCUAAGUAGUUUUCACCUGUCAACUAUAUAAUUAUUGGUUGCAGUGAUGGCCGAGGAACCUUCCCAUGUAGACCAAUCAAAUGUAUGGGGGGUUUUGGGUCCAACAACUGUGUGAGUUGGCUACAUAAAAGACAUGUAGAUCUUGACAUUGUCAUGGUGUUUGUUGAAGUGCAACCCUUCCACCGUGGUUAUUAAAAUAAUAUUGGACCUGGAGAA